UAAGUAGUUUAUACGUCACACCAUGUCAGGCAAGUUGCCAUAUACCGUGGAUGACGUCAAAGAUAUUCACGCGGUAUCCAUUUUGGAAAUGCAAAAUAAAGGCGAGGAAUUCAAAUUAAAGUUUGACGUGUUUGAAGGAAUAUUCGAUCAAGUACGAAACACUCCGCUUGCUAUCAUUAGCAUUGCGGGGCCGUUUCGUAAAGGAAAGUCAUUCAUGCUAAACUUACUAUUACACUACUUAAUGGAAGGCCAGGUAAGGCGCUAAAGGGUGUAUGUAGACCUAGUUCCCAGAACGUAACCGUUUUGCAUCAUUACGUUAUAGUCCAGCGACGUCUACAAAGACAAAAAAGCACAAAUCCGAAAUAUUUUUAACUGGAGAGGCGGAGUCGAACGGACGACAGUUGGGAUCGAGAUCACAAACAAGCCGAUAAUGGUUAAAGACAAGAGUGGAAAGCGAGUUGCUGUAUUUUUCAUGGACACUCAAGGUAUGUUUGAUCACAAAACAACCGGAAAAGGAUGUUCAGCCAUAUUUGCCAUGAGCACUCUACUCAGUUCGAUGCAAAUCUACAACCUUUCAGGUCAUAUUCAGGAGGACCAUCUUCAGUAUUUGGAGAUAUUUACAAACUAUGCGAGGUAUGCUGUGGAACAGAAACAACAUGCCAAUGCCUCAACAUGCCCGUUUCAGGGACUUAUGUUUUUGCUGCGAAACUGGGAAAUGGCUGACUAUCAAUUCGGACAACAAGGAGGGGAUGAAUACUUAGCUACAGUUAUGGAAGAACAUUUGCAAGAAAAUGUAUCAGUUCGUCAAAACAUGAGCAACAGCUUCUCUGAUAUUGGAUGCACACUAAUGCCACACCCAGGAAAGAACGUUGCGAGGCGUAAAACAGCAAUUAAUAAUAACAUCGAGCUUUCAGAUAUAGACGAAGAGUUUUUGGAUGAAGUUUAUAAUUUGGCAAAGUACUUGUUUAAUCAAGAAAGUUUGAUUGUUAAAAAGUUAGAUGGUAUCACAAUUACUGGCGAAGGUCUCAUCGAUCUGGCAAUUGAAUAUGCAAAAAUACUCAGCGGUGGUGAAGUUCCAAAAGUGGUUUCCAUGCUUCAGGCUAACUUAAAAGCUCAGUUCAUUCAGUUUAUCCGGCAAUUAGAAAGCGAACACGAGGACUUUAUGGAUCAGCAGGUAGGCAGUGUCUACAUUUUCAGCGACAAACUGGAGGAAAUGCAUGAGGACCAAUUGGUAAAGGCUUCAAAUGCUUACAGGAAGCGUGACAUAUUAGAUAAAGAAGAAAGUAAAGCCAACAAGGAUAAAAUGGAGAGGAAUAUGCGCAUUGCGUAUUGGAAAGCAAUUUCUAAGAAUGAAAAAACAAAGGAAGGAAGAAUGCAACUUAUUCGUGAGAAAAUAGAAAUUGUUUCUUCAUUCUACAAAAACCAACUCGAAAAGUGUGAUAGAUACAAAAGUGAAGAGACCUUGGGCACAAUAAGAAGAAAAGCUGUGAGCAAGUUUCAUGAACUAACAGGAGAAUACGAAAGCCAUUUAGUGAAACAACAUAUAUCCCCACUAGAUCGUGAACUUGAUUUAAUAUUUGAAGAGUAUGAACAACAAAGAAAAAAAUUGGAGGAAGAAGAUGAGAAUGUAUUAGCACCAAUCAUUACAAGGUUGAGGGAAAACUACAUUCAAGCCAUGGACAAGGCGGUGGACGGUAAGAUCUACAUUGACAAUUUAAAUAAAGUUCAUGACACAGCUUUCACUGCGAUGAUGAAGGAACUUGACGAGAAUGAAGAAUGCAGGAAUACAAAAAAGAAAUCUGAAAAAAGACGUAAACUCGAACACGAAGCGAAUAACCAUUUUAUUCGGCUUCGUACGCAGAACGAGAAAAUCAUAGAAAAAGAAGUAUUGCCGAUCAUCAAUAAAGCUAAAGAAGAAUACAGAAAAGCUUCACAGGCAAGCCGUGAUACGUAUGUACUCGAAGAAGAAAUACAAUCAGGUCAUAAAAUUGCUGAGAAAGCAGCCAGAGGUAUUGUGGAGAAUUCGUGCGCUGGAAAAGAGACUUGGUUCGUUCAGAAAUGCAGAGAACACGUCAAGUCAUUCAGCCAGUAUGAGUUACAAGCGCUUCUUCGGAAAAAUAAUAUGCGAAAGGCUCAAGCGACCCAAAGAUUCUUUCAGAAAAGACUUUACCUCGCCAAGGAAUACUUUAAGAACAAUUUUGCAACAUUGCAAAAUAAGUACGUGGACCAAGAAGUCCUGGAGAAAAUGCAUGAGAAAGGAAUGAAGAUGGCACUAAGUACUUUUCAAACUUAUUCUGGGCCACCAUUGGAAGAAUUUACUGAGCAAAUGGUGAUAUUGAAAGUGGAGGUUGAAAAAUUGUUUAAACAAGCAAAAGCAAACAACAGAAGAAUUGAAAUAAAGAUUAAGCAGAAACUCAAUCAGUUUUAUGAAAAACUGGCAGUGGAUUACUUAACUAUGAUGGGAGGGGCUACAAGAAAACGAUACAUAAGUUUAAAAGCAUUGGUGGUAGCACACUGUCGGUUCAAAGAAUUGCUUAUAGCCGAAGUUGAAAAAGCAAUUCGAUAUGAACAGAUUAGGGAAUCUUGUAUUGAAAGUUGUAAAGUGGUUUUGGAAAAAGAGUUUAAAGAAGUCGUUGGCAACACCUCACAACCAGAAGAGGAAACAGGUGGAUGGUUCAAAGCAUUGGGAACACAACUUGGAGCACUAACUGGUCUUAUGAAUGUUACCAUUAAUGUUUCAAUGAAUAACCUUGCAUCAGUAGCAUAUCUUAAAGGUUUGGGAUUGGAGUAGGGCCAGUAGGCAAGCUUUGAUGUUGCAGAUAAAAAUAACAAUUGAUUUGCCUGUAUUUAAAACAAGUGUAAAACUAGCUUGCAAUUCACUGCAUGUGAUUAAGUUAUCCUUCAACGUUUGAUAUUAUACUCACUUUGAAAUAACAUCUGCUUCAGUUUG
Messenger RNA from Ciona intestinalis (vase tunicate), 2950 nucleotides. Lineage: Eukaryota; Metazoa; Chordata; Ascidiacea; Phlebobranchia; Cionidae. The record is from RefSeq and is a predicted model, not a curated record.